Molecule: messenger RNA, 183 nt
Organism: Plasmopara halstedii
Lineage: Eukaryota; Oomycota; Peronosporomycetes; Peronosporales; Peronosporaceae
Exons: 2
Coding region: 1-183 (60 amino acids)
Source: RefSeq, a predicted model, not a curated record
AUGCGAUUGAUCGUCGGCUACUCUCAGUUGCAAAACUUACUCAAGGGGCUUGCGGUGAGUUUUGGUAUGAAAGAGUGUACCAUUUCUCGAGGAGAAGGAUUGAUAGCGACCAUACUACAAGCAAACAAUGUGUAUCGUGUGAAGUAUCAAGCACAGACUGUAAGCGUGAUUGACCAUCGAUAA